Messenger RNA from Papaver somniferum (opium poppy), 3569 nucleotides. RefSeq names its product probable leucine-rich repeat receptor-like protein kinase At5g49770. The transcript is spliced from 19 exons. Gene Ontology annotation, biological process: protein phosphorylation. The record is from RefSeq and is a predicted model, not a curated record. Lineage: Eukaryota; Viridiplantae; Streptophyta; Magnoliopsida; Ranunculales; Papaveraceae. Gene Ontology annotation, molecular function: protein binding; ATP binding; protein kinase activity. The coding region runs from base 307 to 3123 and encodes 938 amino acids.
CUUUUGUGUCUAUUAUCACAGGUCCGCCAGGACCAAACCCGAUUAAGUUGAUGCGAAGGAUUACGCAACCUGUUCUUGUUUUAUGGGGCAAUGAAGAUCCUUUUACACCACUUGAUGGUCCUGUUGGAAGGAAGUGGUGGAGGAGUAGGAGAAAUGGUAGUAUUUGACCCUUUAUAUCCAACCCGGUGAUGUCCUGCUGAGGGUGAGGAGACUCGGUAAUGUAUCAAAACUGAUUAUAAAAUAACUCUCCAUUGAGGUUGAAUUUCAUUUUAUGUCUUUUCAUCUUUGGGUUGUUUUUGAAUAACAAUGGUGGGUCGAGGAAUUAUGCUCUUGUUGCUUGUUGGGUUGUUCCAGUUCUUGACUGUAGAAGCAGCAACGGACCCUCAGGAUUUUGCAGUUCUGAGGUCCUUCAAGACUCAGUGGCAGAACAUUCCACCCAAUUGGGUCGGCUCGGAUCCUUGCGGAGAAGGUUGGGAAGGAAUUAUCUGCACAGAUUCACGCGUUUUUUCCAUUCAAUUAUCUAUCAUGGGUCUGAAAGGUCAGCUUUCUGGGGACAUUGGGUCUCUUACUGAGUUACAAACUUUGGAUUUAUCAUACAACACGGGACUAACUGGCCCCCUUCCACCAUCAAUUGGGGAAUUGAAGAAGCUGACGAAUUUAUCUCUGAACUCUAACAGCUUCAAUGGAAAUAUACCUCCUACCAUUGGCGGUCUAGCUAGUCUAUAUUGGUUGGAUCUAGCUGAUAACCAACUUAGUGGUAGCAUCCCAGUCUCCAACGAGAACACCACUGGUCUAGAUAUGCUAACCCACACCAAGCACUUUCAUUUCGGCAAGAAUCAGCUUUCUGGCCCCAUCCCAGAUAAACUUUUCAGCUCAAACAUGAAGCUGAUACAUGUGCUUUUUGAAGAUAACAAAUUUACUGGAACUAUCCCUGCAACUCUUGGACUUGUGAAAACUCUGGAGGUUCUACGUCUUGACAGGAAUUCGUUAAGCGGGAAUGUCCCUACAAAUCUCAAUAACCUUACUAGCGUUAGUGAGCUUCAUUUGUCCAACAAUCAUUUUGUUGGCCCAUUUCCAGAUCUAAGUGGAUUGCAAGUUCUCAAUUUUAUGGACUUGAGCAAUAAUACUUUUGCAGUGUCAGAUUUUCCAUCAUAUAUCUCAACCUUGAAGUCCUUGACCACAUUGGAGGCGGAGAACACAAAUCUUCAAGGACUACUCUCUCCGUCUUUUUUUGUGCUCCCACAGUUACAGACUUUGAAUCUAAAGAAAAACCUGCUCAAUGGCUCCCUGGAUAUCGGCAGCAGCUUCAGUGACCAAUUGGAGCUUAUUGAUCUGCAGAGUAAUUCUAUUACAGGUUAUGUUGAAAAAGGUGGUUACCAAAACGAGUUACGACUCAUGGAUAAUCCAGUUUGCAAAGGAUCAAUUGGAGUCACAGCUAAAUACUGUCAUCUUCCAACACACUCAUCUCCUUCAUAUUCAACUCCUAAUAAUUGUGUGCCUAGUCUCUGUACUAAUGGCCAAAGCAGCAGCCCUAACUGUGAAUGUUCAUACCCCUACAGUGGUACCCUAUUCUUCAGGUCCCCAUCCUUCUCAGACUUGGGAAACACCUCAUAUUACACUUCUCUCCAGAAUGCACUUCUGCGGUCAUUUCAGACACACGACGCUCCUGUGGAUUCGGUUUCUCUUAGUAACCCAAGGGAAGAUGCAGAUAGUUACCUUGAAGUGAGUCUGCAAGUCUUUCCAUCUGAUAAACAAAGUUUUGGUCGAUCAGAGAUUGCCAAAAUGGGUUUCAUGCUCAGCAACCAAACGUUCAAACCUCCAAAAACCUUUGGACCCUACUUUUUCAUUGCCUCACAGUAUGGAAACUUUGCUGAAUCGGUGUCACCUGGUGCACCAAAGAAAAUGAGACUUUGGAUUAUUGUUGGAGCAUCAGUUGGUGGAUUUAUACUCCUGGCACUGAUCUUUAUAGGAAUAUAUCUCUGUUGUAGAAAGAGAACAGUGACAACAGUUAAUGAACACCGGGAUGUUUCUGAGCCUCGUCAUUCUGGUGCUACAUCUUGGGAUCCCACAAGAAGUGUUGGUACUUUUCCCCAGCUGAAAGGACCAAAGGUCUUCUCUUCUAAUGAACUUCGGAAUGCCACAAACAACUUUUCCAAGGCCAAUGACAUUGGCUCUGGAGGGUAUGGAAAGGUUUACAGAGGAACCCUUGCCUCCCGACAACUGGUUGCAAUUAAAAGAGCUCUGCCACGAUCUUUACAAGGCGAUAGCGAACUCACAACCGAAGUCGAGCUUUUGUCAAGGGUUCAUCAUAAGAACCUUGUGAGCCUUGUGGGUUUCUGUUUCGAAGGCAAGGAACAAAUGUUGGUGUAUGAAUUUGUUCCAAAUGGCACUCUGAAAGAGAGCCUUUCAGGGAAAUCUGGAGUCCGGUUAGAUUGGAAUAGGAGACUUAGAGUUGCCCUUGGUGCAGCAGAAGGUCUUUCCUAUCUUCAUGAUCUUGCAAAUCCUCCCAUAAUACAUAGGGAUAUUAAGACAAAUAAUAUUCUCUUGGAUGAACGUUUAAAUGCGAAGGUUGCUGAUUUUGGUCUCUCCAAGCCCAUGCCUGACAGCGAAAAUGGUCAAAUUGUUACCCAAGUUAAGGGGACAAUGGGGUACUUGGAUCCUGAAUAUUACAUGAGCAACCAGUUAACAGACAAGAGUGAUGUUUACAGCUUUGGAGUUGUGUUGCUGGAGUUAUUAACUGCACGAGUUCCAUUAGAAAGAAAUAGAUACAUUGUAAGUGAAAUAAGGGUCGCGAUGGAUAGGGAAAGAGAUCGAUAUGGUCUCAGUGAGCUACUAGACCCAGCCUUAGGUUUAACAAACCCGUUGAAAGGAUUGGAACAAUUUGUGGAUCUAGCAAUGUGGUGUGUUGAAGAAACUGGUGAUGAACGUCCUACUAUGAGCGAGGUCGUAAAAGAAAUUGAAAGAAUAAUGAAGAUGGCUGGAAUGAGCACGAAAACUGAUUAUGCGACCUCAGGAGCUUUUGAUACUACAAGUACGAGGAGUUAUCAUCCUUAUCACAAUAAUAAUGUAGCAUCUUUUGAUUACAGUGGUGCUUACACACCUUCAAGAGUUGAUCCCCAGUAAGAUCCACUGCAGCAAUUGGGUCGCUUCUUUCCUGAAGCGGGAAAUUUGAAAUGUGUGAUUUCUAUAAUACAUUGUGCAGAAUCAGAUAAUUGUCAAAGAUACAUGGUUCUUCUUGCUAUUUAUGGUUCAUAAUUUGGGAGCCAGUUGGCAUGUCGGGGCAACCGCCCCCACUUGCCCAUAUCUAGUUCACAAAUGGGAUUAAUGGAUGAUUCUUUAGAGAUAAAAAUUUACACUAUAAGAGGAAUGAUUAGUGUUCCAGUUGGAUAGUUAUUUGACUCUUCCAAAGGACAUUCCAAUUAUUCCUCUUUAAUAGUUAAUUUUAUUCAGUUGACUUCUAUAAUUUACUUAGUUGUUGCUUGUGGCUACAUUCUUUAUAUUUAUUUGACUUUAAUAUGUUUGAACUACCAAUAAUGAAAUGAAAAACAUAUAGUACUGACUUAGUCAUU